Messenger RNA from Corythoichthys intestinalis (scribbled pipefish), 2426 nucleotides. RefSeq names its product zona pellucida sperm-binding protein 4-like. The record is from RefSeq and is a predicted model, not a curated record. The coding region runs from base 30 to 1820 and encodes 596 amino acids. The transcript has 8 exons. Gene Ontology annotation, molecular function: structural constituent of egg coat; acrosin binding. Lineage: Eukaryota; Metazoa; Chordata; Actinopteri; Syngnathiformes; Syngnathidae. Gene Ontology annotation, biological process: prevention of polyspermy; binding of sperm to zona pellucida. Gene Ontology annotation, cellular component: egg coat.
GGCUGUCCAGGUCUAAACAGGGUGAAACCAUGGCAAACUGCAGGGGUGUGACCAUCUUAAUAGCAUACCUGCUUGUGGUAUGCUUCCCAAGGACCAAGGUGGAAGCUCAGACAUGGCAAUCUACAAAUAAUCAACAGAAUUCAAUGUAUCCUCCAGGCAGCCAAAUACCAACCGACCCUGGUGAUCCUUCAUAUCAAUGGCCAGUGCAGAAACCUCCCAGUGAUCCAUCAGGGCCGAUUGUUGGUAAAAAACCUCAUUGGCCAAGUACUGGAAAUUAUCCUCCAAACUGGGAAGGGAACCAGCAUCUUCAAAAACCUAUUGGGCAGAAUCAAAAUCCUUCAACGUAUCCUGGAACUUAUCCUCCUGUUUGGCAAGUUCCUGGGGGCCAGCAUCCUCAAAAUUCCGGAGGGCAGCAUGGUCAAAAUCCUGUUGGGCAAAUUCCUGGUCAAAAUCCGUCAACACAUCCUGGAAAACCCCCUGUUUGGCAUGUUCCUGGGGAGAAGCCUAAUCAAAAUAUUGUGGGGCCGAAACCUGGUCAAAAUCCUUCAACAUAUGGUGGAGUUCCUCCUCAUGGUUGGUCUGGUUAUGACGAGCAAAAUAUUCAAAUUCCUGGGGGGCAGAUUCCUGUUCAAACUUAUGGAGAACAGUCUCCUACCCAAAACCAUUAUACUACGAAGGGCAAUUUAGCUCAUGAUCAAUCAGUCAAACAAACAACACACCCUGGCAAAGGCCAGACGCCUAUCAAUACUUGUGAUGUGCAUUCAACUGUUCGAGUACCAUGCGGAAGUCCAGAUAUCAGUGCCGACAAUUGUGAAGCUCUUAACUGCUGCUAUAAUGGAGGCAUGUGUUACUUCGGGAAAAUGGUGACUGUCCAGUGCACAAAAGACGGUCAGUUCAUUGUGGUAGUGGCUCGAGAUGCCACUUUACCCAGCAUUGACCUUGAGACCAUAUCACUCUUGGGAGAUGGUCCUCGCUGUACGGCUGUUGACUCAAAUUCUGCCUUUGCCAUCUACCAAUUUCCUGUGACCGCUUGUGGCACUGUUGUUGCGGAGGAGCCCGGUAUGAUUAUCUAUGAGAAUAGGAUGACCUCCUCGUAUGAAGUUGCAAUGGGACCUCUGGGAGCUAUUACCAGGGAUAGCAGUUUUGAUUUACUCUUCCAGGCCAGAUACAGAGCCACUUCAGUUGAAACAUUGCUUGUAGAAGUACUACAAAUAUCAGAUCCACCUCUAUCAGUGUCUGCCAGUGGUCCCAUCAAUGUUCAGAUGAGGUUGGGUAAUGGACAAUGCCUUUCAAAGGGUUGUAAUGAAGAGGAAGUGGCCUACAACUCUUACUAUAUGUCCACGGACUAUCCUGUGACCAGAGUUUUGAGGGACCCUGUCUACGUGGAGGUUCAACUCAUGGACAGGUCCGACGCCAAUCUUGUCCUCAACCUUGGGCGUUGUUGGACCACCACCAGUCCAAAUCCUCACAGUUUGCCUCAGUGGGACCUUCUCAUCGAUGGGUGUCCUAACAGGGAUGAUCGCUAUAGGUCCUCCCUGGUUCCAGUUGGGUCCAACUCUGGUCUGGACUUCCCAAGUCAUUACAGGCGUUUUAUAUUCCAAAUGUUUACCUUCGUAGACCCAAGCUCACUUGAACCACAAAAGGAACAGAUUUACAUUCAUUGCAGUACAUCUGUUUGUAAUGCCGGAUCUGGCUUCUCUUGUGAGCCGAAUUGCUUCAGUCGCAGAAGAAGGGAAGCGAAAGAUGCAGUCCAGAAGCAGGCUGAACCAAAGAUUGUGGUGUCCUCUGGACCUGUGGAGAUGGUUAGCCCUACAGUGUAAACAGUGCAGUUGCCAAGUUCCAUAUUGCAAUGAAACGACAUUUGUGCAGUGUCCUGACACUAACAGCAAUAUCUCGUCUACUAGAAAAUGCAUACAUCAAAUAUGCACUGCAAUGGUAUUGGAUUCCUCAAAUGCUUGUAAGGAAAUAUUAAAAAAGUGCUUUUAUGCGCCGAUACAGAUAUUUUGUGUCCAACAAUAUUUUUUUUCCAUAAUUGUGCACUGUAAAUAAUAUGGUAGAAUGAGCAAAUGUAAUUGAGCUAAUUGAGUGUAUAGCUUCAUCAUUUAUUCCUUAAAAAAAAAAAAAAAAAACUAACUUGCAAUAAGCAAUGGUCAAAUUAAACUUAAAACUGAAACACUAAAUAAAUCCAGCAUUUUUUGUAACAUAAAAAUAAAACAUGGCUUUUUCUACUCCAAACAAUUGUCACUUUGCAAAUGAAGCUAUCCAAACAGUAUGUAUGAAGGAUAAAAGCUUGUAAAUGUUUCCUCUGCAUCACACACAUUCACACAAUACCUUACAAUUUUAUCAUUUUUCUGUUUUCUUUAUUCAAAAGGUAAAAGAGUUUUGCAAACAUGAAAGUUUAAAAAUGGACAGAAACGUGUGUGUGU